CGGCUGCAGUUACCCGGCGGUCGGUUAGUGUUAGGGAAGUUAACUAGGACUUAAACUACUUAUAAUAGGUUUAAACCGAUUUUUUGUUGUUGUUUAGCUGUGACUCAGCAGGAGAAAGCGUGCAGGUUCUGGGUUUGCAAAUUAGCGUUUGACUUGUUGAAUAACGGAGCAAUUAUUAGACUUUAAGCCGCAGCUCUGAGUGCCUGAGGUAAACUUAACGGAAAUAAAAAUGUCUGCAGCUGAAGGACCUCUGAAGGCUUUGUUCGAGAACAAGACCUUGAGCAAGCCGAAAAAAGAUGAGAAGCGCCUCUCCGUGGAGCGCAUCUACCAGAAGAAGACGCAGCUGGAGCACAUCCUGCUCCGGCCGGACACCUACAUUGGCUCAGUGGAACCAGUCACUCAGCAAAUGUGGGUGUUUGAUGAAGUUGUCGGGAUGAACUGCAGGGACGUCACUUUUGUCCCCGGCCUCUACAAGAUCUUUGAUGAAAUCCUGGUCAAUGCUGCAGAUAACAAACAGCGGGACAGCAGCAUGAACUGCAUCAAGAUCACCGUUGACUCCGAGAACAACAUCAUCAGCGUCUGGAACAACGGGAAGGGCAUCCCUGUGGUGGAGCACAAAGUGGAGAAGGUUUACGUGCCAGCGCUCAUCUUCGGCCAGCUGCUCACCUCCAGCAACUAUGACGACGACCAGAAAAAGGUCACGGGUGGCCGUAAUGGAUACGGCGCCAAGCUAUGCAACAUCUUCAGCACCAAGUUCACCGUGGAGACGGCGUGCAGGGAGUCCAAGCAGUGCUUCAAGCAGACGUGGUACGACAACAUGGGCCGUGCAGGCGAGGCCAAAAUCAAGCCGUUCAGUGGAGACGACUACACGUGCAUCUCCUUCCAGCCUGAUUUGGCCAAAUUCAAGAUGCAGUCUCUGGACCGCGACACGGUGGCGCUGCUGACGAGGCGAGCGUACGACAUCGCCGGCUCCAGUAAAGGAGUCAAAGUGUACCUGAACGGUACCAAGCUGCCUGUGAGCGGGUUCCGCAGCUACGUGGACCUGUACGUGAAGGACAGGACGGACGAGACGGGGUCUCCCCUCACCGUAGUGCACGAAGUGGUGAACCCGCGCUGGGAGGUCUGUCUUACCAUGAGCGAGAAGGGCUUUCAGCAAGUCAGCUUCGUCAACAGCAUCGCCACCACCAAGGGUGGCAGACACACAGAUUACGUGGCCGACCAGAUCGUGUCCAAGAUGAUUGAGGUGGUGAAGAAGAAGAACAAAGGCGGAGUGGCAGUCAAGCCCUUCCAGGUGAAGAACCACGUGUGGCUGUUUGUGAACUGCUUGAUUGAGAACCCCAGCUUCGACUCACAGACCAAAGAGAACAUGACGCUGCAACAGAAGAACUUCGGCUCCACCUGUACACUCAGCGAGAAGUUCAUCAAGCAGGCGAACGGCUGUGGCAUCGUGGAGAGUGUGAUGAACUGGGUUAAGUUUAAGGCUCAGACGCAGCUCAACAAGAAGUGCUCGGCUGUCAAACACACCAAGAUCAAGGGUGUGCCCAAGUUGGACGACGCCAACGACGCAGGAGGUAAGAACUCGUCCGGCUGCACUCUGAUCCUCACCGAGGGAGACUCGGCCAAGACCCUGGCCGUGUCUGGACUCGGCGUGGUGGGCCGUGAUCGCUACGGCGUCUUCCCCCUGCGUGGAAAAAUGCUCAACGUUCGGGAAGCUUCACACAAACAGAUCAUGGAGAACGCAGAGAUUAAUAACAUCAUCAAGAUCCUGGGUUUGCAGUACAGGAAAAACUACAGCGACCCCGAGUCACUCAAAUCGCUGCGCUACGGCAGGCUCAUGAUCAUGACAGAUCAGGAUCAGGACGGCUCCCACAUCAAAGGCCUUCUCAUCAACUUUAUUCACCACAACUGGCCCUCCUUGCUGCGCCACAACUUCCUUGAGGAGUUCAUCACGCCCAUCAUCAAGGCAUCGAACAAGAAGCAGUCGCUUUCCUUUUAUAGCAUCCCAGAGUUCACCGAGUGGAAAGACAAGCAGAGUAACCUGAAAUCAUGGAAGAUCAAGUACUACAAAGGUUUGGGUACCAGCACAGCCCAGGAGGCUAAAGAGUAUUUCUCGGACAUGGCGAGACAUCGCAUCCCGUUUAAAUACUCAGGACCCGCCGACGACGAGGCGAUCACCCUUGCCUUUAGUAAGAAGAAAGUGGAGGAGAGAAAGGAUUGGCUCACCAGCUUCAUGGUGAACAGACGACAGCGCCGGGAGCAUAACCUCCCAGAGGAGUAUCUGUAUGGGAAGGAGACCACAUCCCUCUCAUACCACGACUUCGUCAACAAGGAGCUGGUGCUUUUCUCCAACUCGGACAACGAGCGAUCCAUCCCGUGCCUGGUGGACGGUCUGAAGCCAGGCCAGAGGAAGGUGGUAUACUGCUGUCUGAAGCGAAACGAUAAGCGUGAGGUGAAAGUGGCCCAGCUCGCCGGUUCUGUCGCAGAGAUGUCGGCCUAUCAUCACGGAGAGACCUCUUUGAUGAUGACCAUCGUGGGUCUGGCGCAGAACUUUGUGGGCAGCAACAAUCUGAACCUGCUGCAGCCCCUGGGGCAGUUUGGUACACGCCUUCACGGAGGCAAAGACUCGGCCAGCCCCAGAUACAUCUUCACUAUGCUCAGUCCUCUGACUCGUCUGCUUUUCUCUGCCAUGGAUGACAACCUGCUCAAGUACAACUAUGACGACAACAUGCGCGUGGAGCCUGAGUGGUACGUUCCCAUCAUCCCUAUUGUUCUCGCAAACGGCGCCGACGGCAUCGGCACGGGCUGGGCCAGCCGCAUCCCCAACUACGACGUGCGCGAGAUUGUCAACAACAUCCACCGCAUGCUGGACGGCCAAGAGCCUCUGCCCAUGUUGCCCAGUUAUAAGGGUUUUAAAGGGACCAUCGAGGAGCUGACGACCAACCAGUACAUGAACAGCGGUGAGGUGGCCAUCCUUGACUCCACCACCAUCGAGAUCUCAGAGUUGCCUGUAAAAACGUGGACUCAGACAUACAAAGAGAACGUGCUGGAGGUGAUGUUGAAUGGCUCUGAUAAGGUGCCCCCUCUAAUCACGGACUAUAAAGAGUACCACACGGACAGCACUGUGCGCUUCGUGGUCAAAAUGACAGAGGAGAGGCUGCGCGAGGCCGAGGCUGUUGGUCUGCACAAAGUCUUCAAGCUCCAGAACCCCCUCACCUGUAACUCCAUGGUGCUGUUUGACCACGUGGGCAGUCUGAAGAAGUACGAGACGGUGCAGGACAUCAUGAAGGACUUCUUUGAACUGCGUCUGAAGUACUACGUGCUGAGAAAGGACUGGCUGAUCGGCAUGCUGGGAGCCGAAAGCUCCAAGCUCUCCAACCAGGCACGCUUCAUUCUGGAGAAGAUCCAGGGCACGCUCGUGAUCGAGAACAAACCCAAGAAGGAACUCAUCCGCAUGCUGCAGGAGAUGGGCUACGACUCUGAUCCUGUCAAGGCCUGGAAAGAAUCUCAGGAGAAGGAUAUGGAGGAAGACGCGGGUGAUGAAGAUGAGGAAAAGGACAAGGAGGAAGAGACGUCAGGACCAGAUUAUAAUUAUCUCCUGAGCAUGCCCAUGUGGUACCUCACUAAAGAGAAGAAAGACGAGCUGUGCAAGCAAAGAGACGCAAAGAUGCACGAGUUGAAUGUAUUAAAGAGGAAGUCUCAUUCAGAUCUGUGGAAGGAGGAUCUUGCUGCCUUUACUCAGGAGCUGGAGCGUGUGGAGCAGGCAGAGCAGGCUGCACAAGGCCCAGUCACUCAGGUCAAGAUCAAAGGAGGCAGGUCUAAGGUGGUGAAGGUGAAGGACGAGACCAGGCCCACCCCUCAGGGCCGCCGCGUCAUCCCGCGUGUCACCAGUGCCAUGAAAGACCAGGCUGUCAAAAAGGGUGGAGCCAAGAAAGGCAAGAGCAAGUCUGACAGCGAGGGCAGCGUGGUGAUGAAGAUGGAGUUCGGUGAUGACGCUGAAGCAGAAGAGUCUGGAGACGUGGGACUCGCUGCUCGUCUCAACAAAAGGGUCAAGAAAGAACCCAAAGAGAAAGCUUCCAAGUCAGGCAAGCAGACCACGCUGCAGUUUAAACCUGUCAAGAAAGAGAAGAAGAAGAACCCAUGGUCAUCUGAUGAGGAGGAGGAGGAGAGUAGGGAAGACGAUUCGAACGUGUCUGAAGCUGCAGGCGACCCUGCUCCCAGAGAGAGGCUGGGCAGAAAAGCUAACGCUGGUGUUAAGUACUGCCUGUCUGACAGCGAGAAUGAAUCCGGGAAUUGGGGCAGUCUGCGUGAAAAGAAAGCUCCGGUAGUUUCUGAUGACGACGACGAAGACAUGUUUGUUCCAGAACCCAGGGCCGUAUCAGACAGUGAGCAGGACUCGCCUGCCCCGCCCCCACCAAAGAAAACCGUGAAAAAAACAAAGGAGGAGACCGCACCCAAGAGCACAUUGACCUCCGAGAGCACCACUUCCAAACCCCCUCCCAAGCCUAAAGAGAAAGCGGUGAAGAAAGCCGCGGAUGGCGCAGCGAAGAAGCCCGCGGCCAAGAAGACGACGACCGCUCUCUCCAAAAAGAAAGCAGCAGUGAUGGAUGUCAAGCAGCCUUCCAUCCUCGAGACGCUGUCCAAACCCGCACCCGCUAAAAAGAGCACGGCCACAAAACUGUUGACGUCCAGCGACUCCGAAAACUCCGCCAAGCCAGCCAAAAAAGCAGCACCACCGCGUAAGAGGAAAGUGGCGCUGAGUAGCGACGAAUCGGACAGCGACUCCGACGGAGGAAACCUCAUGGCCCGCCUCAAAGGCAAAGUUACGGCUGCAGAAAAGAAAAGUAAGAAGGACGACGAGAGCUUUUCUUUGGAUGUGCCGGCGUCCGUCGUGGCACCGCGGAGCAAAACGGCACGCAACACAAAACCAGUCACCUACGCGCUGGACUCCGACUCGGACGACGACUUUUAGCCAGUUUGCCUUCACCUUGUGGCACUAGAAAAAAAAUGUUGUACAUGUUUUAAAAACCUUAAGUCCAUUUUAUUUCCUUUUACAUGUUCAUUACUGUUUGAAAUUUCAGAAUGUCAAAUAUUCUUGAAAAGUUUGAAGUUUUGAAGAAACUAAUUUGUCUGUCUUGUAAAUAUUUUCUAUGUUUUUUGCUAAAUUGAUCCAAAAUAAACUUUAUCUUUUGACCCUU
Molecule: messenger RNA, 5195 nt
Organism: Clarias gariepinus (North African catfish)
Lineage: Eukaryota; Metazoa; Chordata; Actinopteri; Siluriformes; Clariidae
Gene: top2a
Product: DNA topoisomerase II alpha
Exons: 35
Coding region: 230-4969 (1579 amino acids)
Biological process (GO): resolution of meiotic recombination intermediates; sister chromatid segregation; DNA topological change
Cellular component (GO): nucleus
Molecular function (GO): DNA topoisomerase type II (double strand cut, ATP-hydrolyzing) activity; ATP binding; DNA binding
Source: RefSeq, a predicted model, not a curated record